CAAGGAAGUACCCCGUCCGUCCAGAGGGGCCGUGCCCGGAACAAAGAGCGAGCGAAAGAAAGGGAACCGGGCCCCGCGCCCUGCGCCCUCGCUCCCCGCUGACGCCCCGAUUGGGGGCGCCGCGCUCCUCGCCCCCCGCCGCUCGGAGCCGGGGGCGGAACCACGUGGGGUCUCCCCGCGGGGCCAGAGCGCGCCCCCAGCUCCGCGAAACCACCCAGUUCCCCCAAACAGAGCCCCUCCAGCACGUAUCUCGGGGAGGGCUGGCGAGGUCUGCGGGCGCUGGAUCCGGAAGAAAGGCGGCGCCUCCCACUGCGGGCUGCGGACAAAGGGUUUCCAGAGGUGCCCGCGCUCCGCGCUGUCCCGGCCGCUUCGGCCCCUCCCCCCGGCGACCCCCGGGGGACGCUGUCCCGGGGGAGCCGACACGCCGCUCCCUCGCGGCCCGCAGCGGCUCGCGGGGCUGCGCGCGGACCCGCCACGCAGGCGGCCGUCCUCGCGCGGCGCCCUUCCCACAAUGCAACUCCCCUCGCUCGCGCGCCCCGGCCCGGACCCCAAAUGCGCCCCCCGGCCCCCUGGCGCAGGCCUCCUCGCCGGCUUCCGCGCCCUCCAAGCCGCCCCCCCCCCCCCCUUCAUCCCCGAGGGCUCCCAGUCUCCAGCCGCCGCCGUCGCCGCAGCUGGGCUCUUGGCUCGCUGCCGGGUCCCAGGGGGGGCGCGGGGCAGGUGUCCAGGCUGCGCACAGCCUCCGCUCCCGGUGCCACCGCGGGCGCGCCCGGCACACGCGCGCCCCGCAACCCCUCCCUCCCUCUUUCCCCGAUGCUCAGGAUCCGCCGGCCGCGGUCGCGGCAUCCUCGGCGGGCGCGCGGCGACAAGGAGGCAGCAAGGGGCGGCCGCCGGCAGAGACACCAUGUGACGGGCACCGCUCAGGGACACGCAGCUUCGCUUAAAGAGCGGGCGUGCAGGAGGGGAGGCGACGGCACGCUGGACGCGGGACGAACAGCCUGAGUUUCCCCGCUAAACCAUCACGAGCCAUGGAUGCGCAAGGGCGAUGCGGCCCCCAGUAGGAGAAUGACUGCGAUUCGAGACCCUCAGCAGCCGAGGGUGUGGAUGUAAGUGCUAGGCUGGCGAGUACCGUGUGGGUGGGGGUUGGUGGUGGGGGGAGAUUCUGAUGCAAUCGGCCCGGAAAGGAGGAGGAGAGCCAGGAGAGUGUGAGCUAGGGCGGCCACGCCGCUCCGCCUGAAGGUCGCCGCCCUUCACCUUCGUCGGAAAUCCGCGACACCACGCUCAGCCCCACCACCCCUCCUCCAGUCCUCGCUGACGGAGGCCACCUUUCCUCCGCCGAGGCAGCCAGACCUUGACACAAAGGACAUCGCACGGCCGGGGGAAAAUCCCGGAAGGGCGGAUACCUUGACGUCUCCUUUUGCCACUUUUCCCUUUAUUGCCCGAGAUAUUUAUCGAGUGCCUACUCUGUGCCAGGCAGUAUAUCUAUGCGCAUAGGAAAACCCUCCAAGGUCAUACUCCAGUAUAUGUACAGUGAUCGUCUCCACUUGCUAACAGGGGUGUCAACCUUAUAUUUUUGCUGCUAUCCAUUUGUAAAUACACUCAGAGAAGGAGGACUUGGACUCAUUUUUUGACCACAGGUACUUUCUAAACAUGAUGCAUUUCAAAAGUGGACUCGAAUUAACGGAGUUGCAAAACAUGACGGUGCCUGAAGAUGAUAACAUUAGCAAUGAUUCCAAUGAUUUCACCGAAGUAGAAAAUGGUCAGAUAAAUAGCAAGUUUAUUUCUGAUCGCGAAAGUAGAAGGAGUCUCACGAACAGUCAUUUGGAAAAAAAGAAAUGUGAUGACUACAUUCCAGGAACGACCUCCUUGGGCAUGUCUGUUUUUAACCUAAGCAACGCCAUUAUGGGCAGUGGGAUUUUGGGACUCGCCUUCGCCCUGGCAAACACCGGCAUCCUACUUUUUCUGGUCCUUCUGACUUCAGUGACACUGCUGUCUAUAUAUUCAAUCAACCUUCUGUUGAUCUGUUCAAAGGAAACAGGCUGCAUGGUUUAUGAAAAGCUGGGAGAACAGGUCUUUGGCACCACAGGGAAAUUCGUCAUCUUUGGAGCUACCUGCUUACAGAACACUGGAGCAAUGCUGAGCUACCUCUUCAUAGUGAAAAACGAACUACCCUCUGCCAUAAAGUUUCUAAUGGGAGAGGAAGAGACAUUUUCACCCUGGUACGUGGAUGGCCGCCUUCUGGUGGUGGUAGUUACCUUUGGCAUAAUUCUCCCUCUGUGUCUCUUGAAGAACUUAGGCUAUCUUGGCUAUACUAGUGGAUUUUCCUUGAGCUGUAUGGUUUUUUUCCUAAUUGUGGUUAUCUACAAGAAAUUUCAAAUUUCCUGCCCUGCUACGGAGCCAAAUUCAACAAGCAUUAAUUCAACAAUAAGUAUUAAUUCAACAAAUGCUGACAUGUGUACACCAAAAUAUGUUACCUUCAAUUCAAAGACCGUGUAUGCUUUACCGACAAUUGCAUUCGCAUUUGUCUGCCACCCGUCAGUCCUGCCAAUUUACAGCGAGCUUAAAGAUCGAUCACAGAAAAGGAUGCAGAUGGUUUCAAAUAUCUCCUUUUUUGCCAUGUUCGUUAUGUAUUUCUUGACUGCCAUUUUUGGCUACUUGACAUUCUAUGAAACUGUGCAGUCGGACCUCCUCCACAAGUAUCAGAGUAAAGACGACAUCCUCAUCUUGACGGUGCGGCUGGCUGUCAUUGUCGCUGUCAUCCUCACGGUGCCAGUCUUAUUUUUCACAGUUCGUUCUUCUUUAUUUGAACUGGCUAAGAAGACGAAGUUUAAUUUAUGUCGUCAUGUCUUGGUGACCUUUGUACUCCUGGUCAUUACCAACUUACUGGUGAUCUUCAUACCCGCCAUGAAGGAUAUCUUUGGAGUCGUAGGAGUUACGUCCGCUAAUAUGCUUAUUUUCAUUCUUCCUUCAUCUCUUUAUUUAAAAAUCACAAGCCAGGAUGGAGAUAAAGGAACUCAACGAAUUUGGGCUGCCCUUUUCUUGGGUCUGGGGGUGUUGUUUUCCCUGGUCAGCAUUCCCUUGGUCAUCUACGACUGGGUCUGCUCAUCAAGUGGUGAUGAAAGCCACUGAGGCCAGCUGGAAAAGGAAACCGUCAAGUUACCAUGCAUCAGCAACCCCUCAUCACGUCCUUUGCAAGUUUACAGAAGCAAACAGAAAUUUACAAGAUACACAGUGGAAUAACACUUUGGUAGCAAAACAGAGACCUGUUUCUAU
This is a messenger RNA of Hippopotamus amphibius kiboko, 3270 nucleotides long. It is a transcript of the gene SLC38A1, whose product is annotated as solute carrier family 38 member 1. Gene Ontology annotation, molecular function: L-glutamine transmembrane transporter activity. NCBI's taxonomy places the organism in Eukaryota, Metazoa, Chordata, Mammalia, Artiodactyla, Hippopotamidae. The record is from RefSeq and is a predicted model, not a curated record. The transcript is spliced from 17 exons. The coding region runs from base 1648 to 3126 and encodes 492 amino acids. Gene Ontology annotation, biological process: L-glutamine transport; amino acid transmembrane transport.